Molecule: messenger RNA, 294 nt
Organism: Enterobius vermicularis (human pinworm)
Lineage: Eukaryota; Metazoa; Nematoda; Chromadorea; Rhabditida; Oxyuridae
Source: the annotation of a GenBank genome assembly
AUGGAGCUGAAUAUGUUUUUUCAAGCGCUGCAGCUCUUCAAUCGUAACAAAGUUGAAGAUGCCACUGAUUUGUGUACUCAGAUUCUGAAUAAAGACCCCUACGACCAGGCAGCAUGGGGGCUGAAAAUGACUUGCUUAACAGAGCUAGUUUACGUGGACGAAUUAGAGUACGAAGAACGAGGACUAGCAGAAAUAUUUUUGGAUGAUAAUAUAGUAGAAACGAGUUCAAGACGGGGAACUUCAUACUCACGGCCAGUCUCUUCCUCGACGGGGCCAACUCAAGCCGUUAGGUAA